GUACUAGUGUAGCUUUUUGGUCAACGUCUUCCUUCCAACUGAGUAGAAUAACAGACAAAGUGGCAUCGUCAGUCUGUAUCUCUUCGUCAAUGGAUGCUACACUAUCAAGCUCCCAUUCUCUCUCUAGGUUUUCAGAGACUAUUCCCUCUGCUUUUCAGUCCAUUCGACCAACUAACAAGCCUGGUUCGGGGUCUCUGCGAACGAGUUACUUCGGCUGCCGCUUCCUCAACCUGACGCUUGCCCGUGCCCAACAAGAGGAUGACAAUGAUAAUGGGUUUCCUGUUUCUGAAGGCACUUUUUCUUGGUCACAGGAUAAUUCAGAUCAAAGACAAGGAAAUGAGGUUAGUUUGGAUCAAUCAACAAAGUCCGUUACACCCCCUGAUCUCAGCUCGACUGGUGGAGGUACACGGGCUGGGCUUUUCCGAACUCCCAUAUCUGGAGGUGUACAAAGUGCAACCUCAGCUCAUGGCCUACCUAAACCUGCCUUAGCUGUUCGCAACUUAAUGGAGCAGGCUAGGUUUGCUCAUUUAUGCACCGUUAUGUCUCGGAUGCAUCAUCGACGAGAAGGUUACCCAUUUGGCUCACUCGUAGAUUUUGCACCAGAUCCCAUGGGACACCCAAUAUUUUCAUUCUCACCGUUAGCUAUACACACAAGGAACCUGCUAGCUGACCCUAGAUGCACACUGGUUGUACAGAUCCCGGGUUGGAGUUGUUUAUCUAAUGCAAGGGUAACAAUAUUCGGUGAUGUCUAUCCUCUCCCGGAAGAUCAACAGGAAUGGGCACAUAAGCAGUAUAUAUCAAAACAUCAGCAAGGAGCUUCUCAACAAUGGGGAAACUUCUAUUACUUUCGCAUGCAAAAUAUAAGUGAUAUAUAUUUCAUUGGAGGCUUUGGAACAGUUGCUUGGGUGGAUGUCAAGGAUUAUGAAACUUUGCAGCCUGACAAGAUUGCUAUUGAUGGAGGUGAACAAAAUCUUAAGGAGCUAAAUGCAAUUUUUUCAAAGCCUCUAAAAGAUCUCUUGUCGCGAGAAGCUGAGAUGGAUGAUGCUGCCAUAAUAUCAGUAGAUAGCAAGGGAACUGAUAUCCGUGUCCGCCAGGGUGCACAGUUAAACAUUCAGAGAAUAUCUUUUGAAGGAGGUCAUUCCGUUGAAACACUAGAAGAAGCAAAAGCAGCACUGUGGAAACUGGUAAAUGGAGGUCGAUUGUACAAUAUGGAGAAAUGAAAUUACCAUUACAGAAUGCGUUUGCAACUCAAGGAUGUCAGAAGACUAGGUGAAAUAGUCAUGUGUGCUAGAAUAGUUGUGUUGCAAGACUCAGAUCAUUAUAUUUUCCCGGGGAAGCAGGAACUUGUAAAACUUGCAAAGGUUAGGGGCGUCUGUGAGUGUGGUUUUUAUUUAUUUUAUUUAUCAGAAAACGUAACUCGUCCACCUAAUUCUAUGGUUUCAUUGCAGAUGGGGCCUCCCAAGCAUCUGAAAUAUUUUGGUAUAAAUCUAGCCAAUGCGAAACUCACUCUUUUUUUUUAUUUGGUGAAAUAUUUUGGUAUAAAUCUUUAUGAUUCAUGUGCCUGGAACCUUAUUGAACUGCCGGCUUGGAAACCAGUAAAAUGAACAAUUGUGCACUUUAGUUACGAAAGUCA
This is a messenger RNA of Nicotiana attenuata, 1633 nucleotides long. RefSeq lists its product as uncharacterized. Lineage: Eukaryota; Viridiplantae; Streptophyta; Magnoliopsida; Solanales; Solanaceae. The coding region runs from base 90 to 1220 and encodes 376 amino acids. The transcript has 9 exons. The record is from RefSeq and is a predicted model, not a curated record.